UUCAACAUUGCAGUGAUGAUUCCUCAGUGCUCACAUAACUUGAUCUCCAUCCCAAUGUCAAAGUGGUGAAUCUCUAUACACGACCCAUGCAUCAAAGAGUUACAGUAGUUCCUAAGAACUGCUCCCUGAGGACCUUUCCCUGGACCGUCUCUGCAAGUGAUGACGACACUGAUGCUGUUCUGGAAGCAUUACCACAUCUGUGACUGCGUCAAGAACCUGCACGCGGGAGUGUGUGAGGAAGAAGACACUGGAGGGAUUUGUCCAUGACGUCGCAGGGCUUACCGAGGACGAAGGUGGAAUACCAAGGAUAUUGUUCUCUCUGUAUAAGAAAAUUUCUGUCCUAUAAAACACAGUGUCCAACUUGUCGUGUGACAGUCACAGAGCCAGACCUGAAAAAUAACCGCGUGUUAGAUGAACUGGUAAAAAGCUUGAAUUUUGCACGGAGUCAUCUGCUGCAGUUUGCCUUCGAGUCACCACCCAUAUCUCCUGCCUCCAACUCUUCAAAGAGCCUCGCUGCCAGAGCACACAUGCCGAUGGCCCUCAGACCCUCUUUAAAGCAAGGAAGCAGCUUAAUGGAGAAUUUCUUGAUCAGAGAAACUGCUGGCUCUACAUCAGAGUUGCUGAUAAAAGAGAGUGAAAGCAAGUUCUGUCCUCAGAAAGAGACGAGCGCUUCUGCUGACACCAAAGAGACGCCUUGUGCAGAGAAGGCAGCUGCGGGCUCCUCCGGGGCUGCUGCUCCCGAGACCCCCUCUACGUCGACUUUGAAACAAGUCUCUAGAGUGGAUUGUCCUGUUUGUGGAGUUAGUAUUCCGGAAAAUCACAUUAAUAAGCACCUCGACAGCUGUUUAUCACGUGAGGAGAAGAAGGAGAGCCUCAGAAGUUCUGUUCACAAAAGGAAGCCACUGCCCAAAACCGUAUAUAACUUGCUCUCAGAUCGCGAUUUAAAAAAAAAGCUAAAACAGCAUGGAUUAUCUGUUCAAGGAAAUAAACAGCAGCUCAUUAAAAGGCACCAGGAGUUUGUGCACAUGUACAAUGCCCAGUGCGAUGCUCUGCAUCCGAAGUCAGCUGCUGAAAUAGUUCAAGAAAUUGAAAAUAUGGAGAAGACUAGAAUGCGUCUUGAAGCCAGUAAACUCAACGAAAGCGUAAUGGUUUUUACAAAAGACCAAACGGAAAAAGAAAUAGAUGAAAUUCACAGUAAAUAUCGUAGAAAACAUCAGAAUGAAUUUCAGCUCCUGGUAGAUCAGGCCAAAAAAGGAUACAAGAAAAUGGCUGGGAUGUCAAAAGCCAGAGUGACAAAAGAAGAGGCGGAAUCUCCAGAGAAGCAGUUGUCUGUGUUCGCGGGACAGGAAGAUAAUAAAAUGAAAUUCUCAGGUACGCCCUCAGUUACCAACCGCUGCCCUCAGUCAAAGCUGGACUCCCCAGGGAAACUGGAGCCUGAUGGGGCAGAUGAUUCUUCCAGUUGUACUGACAUUCAGGAAGAAGCACUGUCCUCACCAGAGUCAGAGUCAUGCAUUAGUUCCAGUUCAGACAUCAUAAGAGAUCUUCUGGAAGAAGAGGAAGCCUGGGAAGCAGCACACAAAAAUGAUCUUCAGGACACAGCAGUGGGUUCAAGGCAGCAUCGCCGCGCGCGCGCAGCUGAGGGGGCAGAGUGCGAGCCCAGGAACAAGCGGAACAGGACCUAGGGUGGCCUCGGCGGGCUUGUCUGGGGCGGGAGGCUGGGGCCCCUGGGCUCCCGGUUUAUAAACGCCGCGGGGAGAUGUCAGGUUUGACAUCCCAUCUCAUUGAUUUUCAUUCUCUUCUGCCCUUCUGAAGAGAGGUCACAAGGCACCCUGCUCGGUCCGUUACCUCCUGCCUCCGCGCAUGUCUCUGAAAACACGACACCUGCGGUUCCGCAGCCUCGCAGAGUGGACCUUCUUUUCACAGAGGGGUUUUGUUUCUGAAUUUCAGCAUCGUUCUCCUCUCCCGUGGAGAAACUGCUCAGAAGAGGACUGUCCGCCCUCGGUCACCCGCAGCUGGGGAGGAGUUCAGAGCCGUGUGUUGUGGCACGGCGGGGUGUCAUCAUCACGUCUUGGGGCUCGCGGGGGCUGGCGCGCCCCUCCCGCCGGCCUUGCGGGCUGUGGUGGGGUCUGGUGGUGCCGUCCGUGAGCCUGUGUCUUCCCUACCGCGGAGCAGGACGUUAGUGUUGUGACUCGGAAACUGGGGCCAGUUUCUCCUGAAAUGGUACUUAGAAAUGAUUCCCAUUAGUCGUCUUUUUUUUCACUCGGGUAAGUCAAAUUUUUAACACUUUAAAUCCUAAUUCCUAAACAAAAAGAAUGCAAUAAAUGGAAUUUGUAACUGAAUAGACUCUGCAUCAAUGUCAAGUAGCACCUGUGGCCCCGGAUCCUGUCAUCGAGCGCCAGCUCCACCUCACCGGCCAGGCUUGGUCGGACGUGACCUCUGUGCAGACUGGCCUCUAGUUCCAGCUCCUUCCAGAGCUCCUGAUUCUUCUCUCAGGCACUUCAGAGCCCGCCUCCCUCUGACCCUCACCUCUGCCGCCACCCAGCCCCUGCACAUCAGCUGCGGAUGACUGGACAGCCCCGCGGUGAUGGCAGCCUUCCGGGUGCUGGGGUGCGGUGCCCGCCCCUCUCCUAGGAACGUGCCCGCUGCGUGGGCUUUUGUUGCACUCUUGGGGCUUUGGGGUUUGUGAGGUCUUGCAGUGACCAAGGCUUUAGCAUUUCCACGCCUAAAUGGCUGUUUGUUUCCUUAAUGAGCCCCUAAGCUUCAGAUGGUUAUGUAAGGAUUUGUCGUGGUCGUUCCCUCUGCUGCGGAUGGUGAGGGGGCGCACUAAGGAACUAAGAGCAGCGCCCCUUGCGGGCUCUGUCGAAGGACCCAGCGUGCGGCAGGUGAGCGACGCGCGAGCGGCUUACCGCCAGUGUGGCAGUUGCGUCCCAUGUGGCCAGCUGUGGUGCUGGACUUUACACUGCGUUGUCAGAGAGCUCUCUGCUCCAGAGUAAGCUGGAAGUAGCUAUUGCUUUAGUUACUGCAAAAGGAGCUUUCAGAGGAGGGGUGGGACCAAGAAAGGGGGGCAGGCGGGUGAACUCACCCAGCGAGCACCUGAGCGCUGCCGUGUUAGAUCGCAGGACGGCGCUGGGCGUUGGAACGUGCAGGCUGGGCAGGAGGACUCUGCCCUCCCUGGCUGUUGGGCUGCAUUUGGGGGGUGGCCCCUGGUGUCCGUGGGUGGAGGCCAAGGCUGCUGCUGAGCGCUCACAGUCCAGCCCCAGGGGGCGUCACUCGUGCUGCCCCGACAGCUGUAGCCUGGGUUUAGUCCUCGGGGUGCAGAGGGGAGGAAGUCGGAGCCUGGGUGCUCAGCGGGUAGGUUUCCCCUGAGAGCCCCUUGGGCUGCCAAACGCUGCCAUCCCGCCAUGACUCACAUGGUCCUCGCUCUGACACCGCUCCCCUUGGGAGGACACCAGUCUGUGGGGUCAGGGCCCAUUCGUAGACCCAUGUUUACCUAAUGGCCAAAUCUGGUCCCCUUCGUAUUGAUGGGAGGGGCUUCAACAUAGGACUGGGGGUGGACACGUCUUUGCCCAGGACACUCCACGAUCCAGAACUCUCCAGUUUAAAAUUAUCAGUGCUGAAAUCGAGAAACCCCCAGUGUGGAGAAACUCCCGGGUCUACUUGAAAAAUAAGCCUAAGGGCCAUUUACUGAGAUGUUUAUUAGCUCUUAGCCUGUGUCAUAUUCCUGUGCAGCAGAAAGAUACUUUUCUAUCCACUUGAGAAUAAGGAACUUAGUGUGUUACAUUCAGGAUGGAAACCAAUACCUUCCAAAAGUCACCUUUCCUUGAAAAUAAUGGCCCUCGUCCCUGGGCCUUAAUUCUUUCUUUGUUGUUGUUUUUGGUUUUUGUUUGUUUGUUUUUAACACUGCUGAGGGGAGCAGCUGGCAAGAAAGGAGAGGUCUGCUGCGCCAUGUGGGUCUCUCCCUGGCCUGCCGGGGCAUCGAACUCAUGCUUCAGUGGCCACGGGUAACUCCAUAGUGCUGUGCUUAACCCCUUGUGCCACCAGGGAAGCCCCUGGGCCUUAAUUCUUUAAUUCUAACCACCACCCCCCCGGGGUAGGGGGGUGCCUCCCCAAGGCCACUGGAGGUGGGGGUGCUGCUGGGUGUCAUUCAGAGAAAGGCAUGGCUUUGGCGCCUCCACUCUCAGUACCCUCGAGUCACGGUCACACACGGGAUGAUGUAUGUGGGGAGUGUGGUGUGCAUUUUACAACCAACUCAGGUGAGGAUUCAGCUGUCUGCGGGGACAAAGGAGCGAUAGGGCCUGGGUGGUGCAGUCUCUGUGGCCAUGGCCCUGGAGAAUGUGGAGCGGUGGCCCCCACAGACCCCUGUGCUCGCGUUGCUGUGGUUGAACGUGAAGUUUGCAUUUCCGUUGGGCUGGGCGGGCGCAGAAACCAGGAUCACAAAAUUCUGAUAAAAGAAAAUAGUUCUCAUGAGACAGUUUUUCCUUUUAUGUGGGCUUUUUAUUAUAGAAGUAAUGGCACUCCCACCCCUACGGGUGUGAACACAUCCGCCACAGGGGCCACACUGCACAGCCUCCUGCCAAGGGCAUGCUUCCAGUUCUUUCCACGUGCAAGUACUAACAGAAUUCCUGAGAUUCGAGUCCCGGAAGUGGAGCCUUAGAACAUGAGCUCUCCAUAAAAGAUGUGGGCAGGUGGUUUUGAAAAAGAGGACUCCAGGGUUUCAGUGGUGAUGGAAGCUUGUCCUGUGGCUUUAGAGUCUCGGUCUCGGUCACUGGGAGCUCCCCAGAGCGCUGCAGUGGGACGUGCUGGGAGCUGUGAAGGCCCCCGGUCCACAGCUCAGGGGCGAGGAAUGACGAUUCCCCGAGGUUACAGGCAAAGACCAAAUGUGCCUGUUCAUAGUCUUUGGGGGGUGGCUAGAGGCCCCUGGUGCAGCACUUCACACCAGGCCGGGAGCCUUUCCUGGCAAGAAUCUAGAGCACUGUUAGUCUAGCGCUGGCCGGAGGGGUCCCGCCAGCUCCCUGGGGCCGGCCCUCGCUCGCCUGGUCCUUGAAGCCAGAAGGGAUCUAGCGUCGCCAAGAGACAGCCGGGCUUGGGAAAGUUUCCACGUGCCCUCCAGAAAAGCCGGUAGGCAUGCGAGCUGCUGUGGACGGAGCGCUCUGAGUGUCGGUUAUGUCGAGUUGUCUGCUGGACUCUCCGGCAUGGCGGAUUUUCUGGCUGCUUAUUCUAUCCGUUUUUGAGACAUGUUAAAUCUCUGACUAGUUAUAUAUGACUACAUAAUUAAAUCUAUGGUUUGUCAGUUCUUACAGUUCUGUUCUCCUUACAGUUCUGUGUAGUAAGUGCCAGUUUUUCUUCAUGUGUUUUGAAGCUGAUACUAGAAGCAUAAAAAUUUGGGAUUGUUAUGUCCUCUUGAUGGCAUCACCCCUUUAUCAUUAGGAAGUGCGCUUCAUCCCUGGGGUUCAUUGCCCUCGCGUCUGCUGUCCGGGGUUAGCAUACCUGCUCCCACUCCGCCUACUCAAUUCAGGAGUCCACCCGGCUCCGCCUGGACCCGUCUCCGCACACUGGGCGGAGGCCCCUCGCAAGGCAGGGGUGGGAGCCGCCAACGGGCGGGCACCCUGCUGGCAUCCCCUCUCUCAGGGAUCAGCUUCCUUCACUGUCUGAUGCUUGAAAGUGGCUGUUUUUAAAAGUUUGUGCCUGUUUUUAAUACUUUUUGCAUAAUUAAAGACUUCUCUGUAUGUUUUGAAAACUAUUUUGUCAGAUAGGAGGAUAAAUUUAAUCCAGUUUAGCUGGAAGCAGAGGUUGCCCACUGCCUUGUUACUUAUACUGUAAAAUCAUCAUCUCGGGCUCAUCCAUAGGGAAGAGGUCUGUGACCGUGGUGCAUGCAGAUCUGCUGCUGUAUUUUCAAGCUACUAAAUGUUUGGGGAGAAAGUUUGUAGCCAUAACUUGACCGUGUAGUAAGUGCCAAUAAUAUAAUUAAACAAAAGAGAUGGCAAAUCUGUGUUUGCACUAGAGCCUAACUCUUAAAAAUGUAUUUCUGUAUGACUCAUGCAUUGUGUGUAUGCAUAGAAAAAAAUGCCCCGAAAAUGUAAUCUCGGAAUUGUAGUAUUUUGGAUGAUUUGGAUGAUUUUUGUCUUGUUUUCUAAAUUCUGUCUGAUAAAUUUGCUGAGAAUCCUACAUCUGUGUCUGUGAAGAUGUACUAUGUGUGCACACGCACGCAGGCACCCGUGGGGGAGAGUAAGGAGGACGGCUGCAGGGCGUGACUGUGAGAGACGGGAGAUGGGCCUCAGCCAGGUCCCGCUGCAGCUCACCUGUGGGAUCCAGGGCAAAUCACAGCCUCCUCUCGGACUUCUCGGCGGCGGGAUGGUCUUCGGGGGCCCCACCCGCUAGCCUGUCCUGGGCGGUGACUGCUUCAA
This is a messenger RNA of Talpa occidentalis (Iberian mole), 6404 nucleotides long. RefSeq names its product RAD18 E3 ubiquitin protein ligase (gene RAD18). Gene Ontology annotation, biological process: DNA damage tolerance; protein monoubiquitination. Lineage: Eukaryota; Metazoa; Chordata; Mammalia; Eulipotyphla; Talpidae. Gene Ontology annotation, molecular function: single-stranded DNA binding; ubiquitin protein ligase activity. Gene Ontology annotation, cellular component: Rad6-Rad18 complex; nucleus. Bases 264 to 1682 code for a protein of 472 amino acids. The record is from RefSeq and is a predicted model, not a curated record. The transcript has 13 exons.